CCCUGCGCGCGCCCCGGCCGCCCGCCGCCUCCGCCCCGCGCCCCUGAACCGCCGCCGCCGCCGCCGCCGCUGCCGCCGCCGCCGCCGCCGCCGCCGCCGCGGGUCCGAGGGCGCCGCGCCCUUGCCCUGGGCCCGGCCGUGCCCGCCGCCGCCCGGCCGCGUCCCCGCUGCCGCGCCGCCCGGCCGGGUGCAUGCAUUGUGGGCCUCCCGACAUGGUCUGCGAGACGAAGAUCGUGGCCGCCGAGGACCAUGAGGCGCUGCCGGGGGCCAAGAAGGACACGCUGCUCGCCGCCGCCGGCGCCAUGUGGCCCCCGCUGCCCGCCGCGCCCGGGCCGGCCGCCGCGCCCCCCGCGCCCCCACCUGCCCCGGUGGCUCAGCCUCACGGCGGGGCGGGGGGCGCGGGGCCGCCGGGGGGGCGCGGCGUGUGCAUCCGCGAGUUCCGUGCGGCCGAGCAGGAGGCGGCGCGCCGCAUCUUCUACGACGGCAUCAUGGAGCGCAUCCCUAACACGGCCUUCCGCGGCCUGCGGCAGCACCCGCGCGCGCAGCUGCUCUACGCCCUGCUGGCGGCGCUGUGCUUCGCCGUGAGCCGCUCGCUGCUGCUGACGUGCCUGGUGCCGGCCGCGCUGCUGGGCCUGCGCUAUUACUACAGCCGCAAGGUGAUCCGCGCCUACCUGGAGUGCGCGCUGCACACGGACAUGGCGGACAUCGAGCAGUACUACAUGAAGCCGCCUGGCUCCUGCUUCUGGGUGGCCGUGCUGGAUGGCAACGUGGUGGGCAUUGUGGCCGCGCGGGCCCAUGAGGAGGACAACACGGUGGAGCUGCUGCGGAUGUCUGUGGACUCACGUUUCCGAGGCAAGGGCAUCGCCAAGGCGCUGGGCCGGAAGGUGCUGGAGUUCGCCGUGGUGCACAACUACUCCGCGGUGGUGCUGGGCACGACGGCCGUCAAGGUGGCCGCCCACAAGCUCUACGAGUCGCUGGGCUUCAGACACAUGGGCGCCAGUGACCACUACGUGCUGCCUGGCAUGACCCUCUCGCUGGCUGAGCGCCUCUUCUUCCAGGUCCGCUACCACCGCUACCGCCUGCAGCUGCGCGAGGAGUGACCGCCACCGCUCACCCGCCCGCCCCUCCCCCGGCCGCCCUGUCCGCCUUGCCCGCCUGCCCGCCGCCCAGCGCGGCCCGCUUUCCGACGCUGACUUGGCGUUUGUGUUGGGUUUCCCCUUUUCAACAUCCUGCGGUUGUCUGGCUGGUUCCCGGGGGGUGCAGGGCUGUUGCUCUUCGGCGACACUUUGGUGGGGGUGGGUUGUUUGUCGCCACAGCCCCUCGCCCUUCCCCACCUGCCCGGGCGGCUUGCCACCUGAAGAGUGGCAUCUUGGACCACCGCGGCUGUCCACGACGCUGCCCUGCCCGCCGCCACAGGGGAAGGCCCAGCCUUGCUCACCAAGCACAGAACCUCUGCAACAGAGCCCGGGGCCAGGCUCCGGCCCCGCCUGCGGCCCCAGCGCCACUGCCCGUGGAGGCCCGAGCUGGCCACGGCGCUGCUUUGCUCCGCGCAUGCCGAGGGUGUGGCCCGGCCGAGCAUGCCGCAUGCACACAGCCCCGCCCUGCCGCCCUGCCCAGACUGGACCCGGAGACCCGGGCUGGUGAGCGCCCCUGUCCCCGGCCCCGAGCUGGCCAUGGGAGGGCCUGUCCCUGCCCCUGCCCCCACCCCCUGGAGGGCCUGGUCUGCCCUGCGCCGCCCAGCUCUGUCCACGCCUGCUUUGCUCUGACGUCCUCGUUUUCUCUGGCUCCGCCUCCUCCCCUGCCUGGACUGGGCUGACUGGUGUCAUCACCCAGGUGGCUCCCAUGGCGUCCGUGGCACAGCCGGGGUGGGGGUCCAUGGGACCUCUCCCCCCAGUGCCCACUGGUUCGCGGUGGCCUCUCCCAGACGUCCCCGGGGUCCUCCUGCCUCUGGCUGACGGUCCACCCUGUGAAUCUUACCAGCCCAGGCUGCUGCCAACAGUGCCCAGCCUACAGCUUCUCCCAGCCUGAAACCAACCCAUUUUCUAAUAAGUUAUUUAGACAGAAUAGCACUCUGCAUGACUUUAAUUCUUGGGACAAAACGGUAGUUUGUACCCUAAGACACAGUUUCUGGCCCAGUGUGAUGGGGGUGGGUGGCCGGGUGGGUGGAGCAUUUUGCUGUUGGAACCCUGGAGGGAAACCCUGAUUGGGUGUCAUUUCCCGCCAUGGAGCACGCCUCCCAGCCCCGGCCUGCAGGGUGGGCAGGGUGGGGGGCAAGGGAGUCCGCGGCCUCUGGGAGGAGGGGCAGGGUGCUGCCUUGGGCUGGGUGGGAAGAGGGGUGGCCGCCUUGGCUCCCGCUGGCCAUGCUCCUGGUCUCUCCUUCCUGAGGUCACAGGCAGGGGCUGCCCUGGACGGGGGCGGGUGGGUGGCCUGGAAGGGGAGACAGAGGCGGAGGGUGGCACAGGCUGCACAUUCAGCCUAGAGGUGCACCUGGCUUUGGUGGCAGGAGAAGAAUAAACACUUGCCCAGAUCCCUUUGUGUGGGGAAUUGGGGAGGGGUCGUGGCAGGCAGGGUGGGCCAUGGAACUGGGUCCCAGGCACCAAGGCCACGUGCAGGGCCAUGGAGGGAUGGUCCUCACGAGGCGCUUCAGAAGCGAGCAAGGGGACGGAGAAGCCCUGCGUCCAAGGGCCUUUUGUCCUAUUAGCAAUUGAGGUGUGCAGAGCACUGUACAAACCCCACUCCCCUGUACAUUCCUCCCUGGAGGUGCCCGGACCCCGCUCGGGGAUGAGAGUUUUGUAGACUGUACAGAAAUCGGCACCCUAUUUUCUUGCAGCUCAGAUUUUGUUAAUCUGGAAUAUACAGACAGACGUAAAGUGUUUUAGCAAAAUGGAAACAAACAGUUGUGCCUUUUUCCUCUUUUGGUUUGGUUUGGGUUUGGCGUGGGGCUGGUCCCAGUUGGUGCGGGGCAUGCUGGGGGCAGGAGGGGCAGGGUGGGCCAGGUGGAGUCAGGUCUUGGGGGUGUCGUGUUGGGGUGCCGCCAGCUUCCCUUGGUCCUGUGCCUUUGGAGCCUCGGGUUCCUGGGAUGCAGGGUGCUUGGGGGUGGCUGUUAGAGCCCACCGACGCCAGGGCGGGGCCUGGAGGCCCAGGGACUGCCAGUGUCCCCUUUAUACUGAUCCUAGCAGAUCCCCUUCCUGGGGGUUCUGAGAGUCCUGGGCAGUGUGGCCUUCUCCCAUUCUGGUGGCACCUGUGCCCAUGAGUGACCUCUUCCCUGGCUGCACUGCCCUGUGGGUGGUGGGACGCUUGGCCUUUCUUUGUUGCUGCCAGGACUUGGUAGAGAUGGCAGGAAGGGUGUGCGGGGUGGUUGUGUGCAGAACCCUGCCGCCCCUGCGGUGAGCGGAGUCACUGGUGUGCCUGCCAGGCUGGGGCGGAGCUGCCCGGAACCCUCGCCAGGCCAAUGUGUAGCUUGGUGGGGCCCUUGAAGGCCACUGGGCGACAGGUGUGUCCUCCCCCCCGGGCUGGAGGCCGGGUGCACUGGUGGGUGGGCCUGCCCUGGCCCGCCUCAUCCCUCCAGCCUAGGAUCUCACUGCUCUGCACAUGUGCACUGACGUGAAUUUUAUACGUUUGUAGAAACUCUGAUGUAACUUCUUCUACCUCUGAAGCGCCCUCCUGGGCCCUGCUGUCACGUGGCUGGUGCAGCUUCCCUGAGUGCUGGCCCCCUGCCCGCUCCCCAUGGGCACCCACCACUCAGACUUUGCGUGGUGAGGCCCGGGGAAAGCCAGGCUGGGGCCUGGCACUGCCCAAGGGCCUGGGGCUCCUGGGAUUUCUGUGUGUUUGGAAGCCUCUGUUUUGGAGUGGGGGACGUGGAAGGCAGGAGGGGCUGACAGUGCCCGGGGCCAGAGCUGGGCGAAGGAGGACAUGCAGUGCAGGCCUGACGAGAGGCACCGGGCAAGUGAGGGCUGAGGCGCCUCGGGAUGCCCCGCACUGCCCAGAGCCACGGGUCUUGCUGUGCCGGGGGUGGGGUGGCCCCGGGCAGCUGCCACUGCCCAGGUGUGAGUCGCUGCAGACCUGGCCCCUGAGAGUGGGAGGCCUGCUUGUGCUGAAGCUGCGGUCUGGCCCCCGGAAGGGCUCCUGAGCAUAGGGAGUUGAGCCCCACAGCCAUGGCGGCAUCUCCUCCUUCCUCCACCCCAUGCCCAGCCUUGCUUCCGGCUGGUGUCAUGCCUUGGGGCUGGGCAGCAGCUGAGAAGCUGCCCCCGGAGGGAGGGGCUGAGGGCUGGGUCAGUCUGGCCUGAGGGGUGGAUGGCUGGCCCUGGGGAAAAGCUGGGCCUGGGAGGCCCUGUGGACAGCAGGCCUGAGGCCACGAGGUCCUAGGGCCACCCCUCUCCUGCUCUGGGUGUCCUUCUCAAAGAUGGCAGAAGGCUGCAGGCCCUAGAGGGGACGGGCUGGGGACGCCCUGAGCUUCCUGGCUGUGUGGCAGGUGCUGAGGAAGCUCUGUGGGCCAUAAGGACCUGGCUCCCCUCUGAGAGGCCCGCAUGCCCCAGGGCACCUAGGGCUGUGCCUGUGGCCUGAGGCCAGGAACUUGGGUUCCUGGGCUCUGCUGGCGCCUGGGCUUUGUGGGGGCCAAAGGUGGUUGCCCCGCUAGGCAGCGGGCCGUGUGGGCCCUCGUGGGGCCACCUUCCUGUCAGUGCCCGAGGGAUGGUGGGACAGUUGCCCCUGCGCCGAGGGAGCCCACUGCCAUCCCCCAUGGGCUGGCACUGCAGCCGCGCACCCUGUAUUGCCUGCUGACUUGCUUGUGUCUGUUUGGAAGCUGCUUCUGUUUGGCCACAGGCCUGUGUUCCCGGGCUGAUGGCCACAGAGCUGACACUUGGGGUUUGAGUUCCAGACUUGGCAGACCCUGGGAUCCACUUACUCCUCGGCGCCACGGCUGCUGUGCUUCCAGAGGUGGCACGAUGCCUCCCGGGGCCACAGCGGGGUGAAGGAGGGCGAGCCGGACAUACCAUUGUUGGAUGUAUUUUUUUUAAAACAGCAAUAAUUAGCCAUUUUAAAGGAGGGGUGUAGCUGUGUGUGUGCAUGUGCACAUGUUUGAGCAUGUGUGUGUGUGCAAGUGGGUUCUUGGAUAUGUGUAGUGUGAGCAUGUGUGCAUGUGGGAGCGUGUGCAUGUGUGAGCGUGUGCACGUGUGAGUGCAUGUUGUAGGUGCAUAAGCAUGUACACGUGUGAGCAUACAUGUGCAUGUGAGUACAUGUGUGUACAGGUGUACAUGUGCAUUUAUUGUGUACAUGCGUGAGCACGUGUAUGGAUGUAGGUGUGUGUGCACAUGUGUGAGUGUAUAUGUGUUUGUGUCUUGGGUAUGCAUAAGCAUGCACGUGUAUAUGAAUGUCCAUGUGUAUGCAUGAGCACGUAUGCAUGUGUGAUGCACAUGUUCUUGUGUACUUCUCUGGGGGCACAUAUGUAUGAAUGUAUGAGUGCAUACGUAUGCAUAUGGUGUACGUGUGUGUAUUUGUGUGUGUGUGUGGGCAUGUAUGUGUAUGAGUACUUGUCUGUGGCUGGUGUAUGGGUGAGCAUGCACAGGUGUAUGGAUGUAUAUGUGAGCUGUACAUGUAGAGUGUACAUGUGUGUUGCAUGAGCAUGCAUGUGUGUGAGUGCCUGUGUGUGUACUUGCAUAUAUGUGGCAGUGCAGGUACCCGGCGGUGGUGGGCUGGCAGUGCCUGGGGAAGCAGAUCCUGCCCACGGCUUCCCUGCUGGGCCCCCGGCCCCGGCCCGAGCCUCCCUGGCCCCUCUUGCCCCUCAGUGGGGCAGGGCCUGGGUGGAGGGCCUGGGCAGCUCCAGGGCAGGUCCAGGGAGGCCAGGCUUGGGGAGCACAGGGGGUGGGGUUCACCUGCUGCUGUUUGUUCCCGAAACUGUACUGUGAGCCCACAGCGGGGGCAGAUUGUUCUGAGGCCCUAGAUGUGCCAAAACAGCCCCCAGAGUGGGGGCGAGCGAGUUCUGAGGACAGGGGCUGCGGGGGCCUGGGGUGGGUGUGCGCCCCUCCCCUGAAUGGCCCCCAAUGCUGCUGUUUUUCAAUAAAACCAGAGUUGAAGGCA
Messenger RNA from Symphalangus syndactylus (siamang), 6075 nucleotides. RefSeq names its product N-acetyltransferase 8 like (gene ASPNAT). Lineage: Eukaryota; Metazoa; Chordata; Mammalia; Primates; Hylobatidae. Gene Ontology annotation, molecular function: L-aspartate N-acetyltransferase activity. The record is from RefSeq and is a predicted model, not a curated record. Gene Ontology annotation, cellular component: mitochondrial membrane.